AAUUAAUCCCUCCUUUAUCCUUUUGCCCUUUUCCGAAAUUAUUGUUUAACUGUUCCCAAAAAAUAUAUAUACUUUUUCGACAAAACAAAGAAGACGAAAUUACAGGCUCCGAUUUCUAAAGAAGAAAAAUGAAGGUUCCUUGCCUUCCAAUCUAAGCAAGCUAGCCUAAUUACGAUGGAGCAACAGAGAGUCGCCGGCGUUGAAGAAGACGCCGCAGGCGGCGGCCUGGGCCGCGCGGGAGCCGUCCUCCUCACCGCCACCUGCGCCGCAGCCACCUACAGGGCGGCGGCGGCAGGGGACGUCGCGUCCGUAGCGUUCGUGAUCGUCAGCUGCGGCGCGCUCCUGCUGCUGCUCCGCUUCCUUCGCGAGUACGAGCUGUUGGCGGCGCCGCCGGAGGCGGCUGUCCGUAGGGAAGGGCUCAGGCGCAGGGUAUGGGCGCUCUGCACGCUGCUCACCGCCAUGUUCGCCUGGAAGGUUGCCGGCGUGAUGCCGUGGCCCGUCGCGGCGGCGGGAGUCUGGGCCGCGGCUGCGGUGACGUCUGCUGGUGGCUUCGUUCUCCUGUUUCGUCAGCAGCAGCGUCGACGACGCCUCUGAUCGAGCACUGCGCCUGCACCUGAGUGAUCGGCCGGAUCGGAUGCUCGCCCUGUUGCUUGUUGGUGUGCUUGCAUACAUGAUAGGGUAUCUGUUUGGUGAAGAUUUGAGGUUACCCUGCCCGAUGUUGUGCAUAUAUAUAUGAUUAAUUGACGGUUUUUCCUUGUGCUGAUGGUGAAGAGAAGGAAAUGCAUGGAUUAUUACUAGCUAGUUCAUCAAACAGUCCGGAUACAGAUGUACAAAUACAGUACUUUCGAUUAUCUUUGAUUGAAGAGAAGGAAAUGCGUGUGAUUGAAGGUCUUUCCUUGUGCUUUGACCUUUGAUUUCUUUCAAUUAUCUAAAAAUAUAUAGUGCUUUCGAUGUACUCCGUUUUGAUGAAUUAUGAUGUGGGCUACCACAACCUGUACGUAUUCUACGGGUUGUUUGCUUA
Molecule: messenger RNA, 1021 nt
Organism: Sorghum bicolor (sorghum)
Lineage: Eukaryota; Viridiplantae; Streptophyta; Magnoliopsida; Poales; Poaceae
Exons: 3
Coding region: 175-594 (139 amino acids)
Source: RefSeq, a predicted model, not a curated record